GCUUAAAUAUUAUUAUAUGCUACUUCAGUGAAUUUGAGUUCUUGAGAUAGCAAUUGAAUUAUGCAUUUGCAAAAAAAAUGCAAUUUAUGUGUAACAACAACAACUGUAGACGAUCCUAAAAAAAUGUAACAAAGUUGCAAAAAAAUGGUGCCAUUGUGGAAAUGAUUGUGUUGACAGUUGAAGACUAGAAAUAAACGUUUGAACUCUAUAUUUUAUUGUAAAAGAAUCGGCAUUACUAAUAACAUCAGAGAUCAAAGAAAUCUAACUUUUAAUAAUACAAACGAUUGCAUGUUAAUGGACAGCAGUAUUUUGCAAUUUUUUUUUGUUUGUUGCAAGUAAAAGAAUAUUUUCGGAACGCAUACCUAUGGAAACAGUCAGAACAAAUUGUAGCAACCUGAUCUCCGAUGAAAAUUCAGGUACAGUUGUCAAUAAUAUAAAUAGUGGAUCAGAAUCAAAUAAUUCAGACGACAUCGCAUCAAAAAUUGAAAAAAAUAAUGAUGAAAAUAGCAAUACCAGUGGCAGUCUACUUUUAGACAGAAAUAACGGUGAAAGGAAAGAGGACGAAAAACAGCUUUGUAUAGCUCCCACAAACAAUCAAUUCCGCUUGCGUAUUAUACCAAUUGAAAGGUUGCUUGAAAAACCGCCUGUGCCACUGACAGCUUCGAAGCCAGAACUUAAACUUCGUUUGCCAGAGCGAAAGAAACGAAAUAAUACUUCUAUAAUCGAAUUGAGUGAUACAUCAAGCAAAGAAAGUGACGAAGAAAUUAUUAUUAAACAUCAAACAAAAAGACAAAUCAAGAAAAUUGAAAAACCAUCUGCGGAAGUAGAAAAGCCAUAUACAAAAGUAAUCAAAAGUAUUUGUGCAGAAAAAAGAAACGAAGAAGUCACAUCAUCUUCAAUUGAUUUAAAUUCAAAGAUCGUUAUUGAAGGUGAUAGACAGAAGCUACGGAAACUUUGCGUGCGUUUAAAGCGUAUUCCUCUUCUGCAGUUUAGUAAACAAGUAAACGGUUCUAGAAUGAACACACUUACUGCAACACAUUCGAAAGCUGCAACUAGCUCAGCUAAAAACCGGAAAUCAAUGGUAUCAUCUGAGUCUGAUAACUCGGAUUGUGAGGGAAGUAAUGACGUCUCAAGUCAAGCGAAACAAGAUGCGAUCUCUUCAGAUUAUUCGGAUGUGAAAAGUAGCGAUAGCGAAAUAAUACCGUCACGUAAGAAGCGUACAUUUAAUAAAACAAAAAACUCUACAGAUUCGGAUUCUGAUUUUAAACCAAAAGAAAAACAACCUCGAAAGCGUAGUAGGAUUAUUAAAAAAUCAAGUGAUGACAGUGAUCAGAGUGGCGAAGAAGAUGAAAAGAAUAAAAAUAAACGAAAGCACAUACGUAAAAUUAUAAGCACUAAAGACCUUGACAUCAGCACAAAAACAGCUACUAAAGAAGAAGAAGAACGACGGAAGCGCAUUGAGGAGAGACAAAAAAUUUAUAAUAAAAUAUAUGAUAAGGCUGAAAGUGUUGAAGUAACGGAGUUAGUUUUAGAUUUUGAUGAGGAAUCAAAGGACCCAUUACUAGAGGUAGAUAAGGGAAUUUUAAAAAAAUUAAAACCUCAUCAAGUAGCUGGUGUAAAAUUUAUGUGGGAUGCUUGUUUUGAGACUUUAAAGGAUACAAAUGAAAAAUGUGGUUCCGGAUGCAUAUUAGCUCAUUGUAUGGGUUUGGGCAAAACCUUACAAGUCGUAACACUCUCGCAUACAUUAUUGGUUAAUGCAAGAAAAACACAAGUGGAACGUGUGCUCGUCAUAUCACCUCUAAGUACAUUAAAUAAUUGGGCGCGAGAAUUCAAACAUUGGAUAAGUUUUGCAAGGAAAAAAGAAGUAGAAAUUUAUGAUAUGUCCAAGUACAAAGAUAAAUCGACACGCAUAUUUAAGUUAAAUGAGUGGUUUGAAGAAGGCGGUGCAUGCAUCCUAGGCUACGAUAUGUUUCGUAUAUUAUCUAAUGAUAAGGCAAAAGGCUUGCGCAAGAAACAACGGGAGACCUUGCAAAAGGUGUUGGUAGAACCAGGUCCAGAUUUAGUUAUAUGUGACGAAGGACAUUUGCUUAAAAAUGAGAAAACAUCAAUUAGUAAAGCAGUAAAUCGAAUGCGUACUAAAAGAAGAAUUGUUCUGACCGGUACUCCAUUGCAAAACAAUCUUAAAGAAUAUUAUUGUAUGAUACAAUUUAUAAAACCCAAUUUACUUGGUACUUAUAAAGAAUAUUUAAAUCGGUUCGUAAACCCAAUUACAAAUGGUCAAUACACAGAUUCUACAGACCGCGACAUACGCUUAAUGAAACAUCGUUCCCAUAUAUUGCAUAAAAUGUUAGAAGGUUGCAUACAACGUAGAGACUAUUCAGUAUUGGCACCCUAUUUGCCACCUAAACAUGAAUACGUCGUAUAUACAACUCUUUCGAUAUUACAAGAAUUACUAUACGAACAUUAUAUGACUGUUCAACGUGAUAAAUGCAGUUCUGAUAUAACUGGAAAAGGUGCACGUUUGUUUCAAGAUUUUCAGGACUUGCGUCGUAUAUGGACACAUCCAAUGAACUUACGUGUAAAUAGUGAUAAUGUUAUACGUAAACGCUUAAUGGCUAAUGAUUCUGAUUCAAUGGAAGAUUUUAUAUGUGACGAUGAAGAUGAUGAGGAAGAGAAUGGUUCUAUUUCUGAGGAAAACUCGGUUGAUUCAUCAAAAUCUUUUGGUAGUGGAGGUGGUGUUAGUGGCACAGACAUAAAAAGAAGAAAAACUCGUAACAAUAAAGAUAUUAAUGAAGAUAGCGAUAUGGAAGAUACAACUCCAAUUGUUGAAAAAGAGGAUGACCCAUCAGAAUGGUGGAAAAGAUUUGUCGCAGACAAAGAGCUCAAUAACAUUAAUCAUUCCCCAAAAUUAGUGAUACUCCUGCACUUGCUGAAGCAAUGCGAAGCUAUUGGAGAUAAAGUACUAGUAUUUUCACAAUCUCUGCAAUCACUUGAUGUGAUUGAACAUUUUCUAUCAUUAAUCAAUGAAAAAACAAAAGGACAGGAAAUAGAAGGUGACGUUGAUGACCUAACUGGCAUCUGGACAGCUGGGGUUGAUUAUUUUCGACUUGAUGGUUCUUGUUCAGUUGAACAGCGUGAAGCAAUGUGUAAAAAAUUCAACGAUGUAACAAACUUGAGAGCGCGACUCUUUUUAAUAUCUACACGUGCGGGAGGAUUGGGUAUUAAUUUGGUGGCGGCUAAUCGUGUUGUCAUUUUUGAUGUUUCAUGGAAUCCUUCGCAUGACACGCAAAGUAUUUUCCGAGUUUAUCGUUUUGGACAAGAAAAGCCUUGCUAUAUUUAUCGUUUAAUUGCAAUGGGCACAAUGGAGCAAAAGGUAUACGAACGGCAAGUUGCCAAGCAAGCAACUGCAAAGAGAGUAAUAGAUGAACAACAAAUAUCACGUCAUUAUAACCAAUCUGAUUUGCAAGAACUAUAUACUUAUGAAUUGAGACCAAGCACAGAGCGUGAAGUUCCCAUUUUACCUAAAGAUCGUUUGUUUGCGGAAUUGUUAACAGAGCACGAAAGUCUUUUAUUCAAAUACCAUGAACAUGAUUCUUUACUUGAAAAUGAAGAAAGUGAGAACUUGAGUGAAGCUGAACGAAAGGCAGCAUGGUCAGAAUAUGAGGCGGAAAAAACAAGAUCUGUACAAACUGCGCAGUAUAUAUCAUAUGAUCGUGGAGCAUUUGGUAGUCAAUUUGGAAAUGCUGCUGGAAGUGUUACUUCAAAUAAAAUAUUCGGUUUUCGUUCUGAUGUUCUUUUGCAAUUGCUUAAUAUGAAAAUAGCAAAAGAUUUACCUGACCUCAAUCAAAACCAGAUAUUGCAACUAGUUCCAAGGUAUUUACAACAGCUUUAUGGUGAAAUGAAUGUGGGAAAUCCCUCAAUGUAUAAAGAUUUGCUAGCAUUACAUGGAACUCUUGCACAUCCGAGUGGAAUGUAUAUGAAUCCAUUACUAUAUGCAAAUCAAAAUCCUUCAGCUGCCGGUUAUUAUCAAGCUCCUGCAGUGCAGCAGCAGCAACCAGCCGCGCCGGUAACGCAGCCGCCAAAUCACGGGUUUAAUCCGAAUGAGGUUUACGAAAUAGAUUAAGUGAAAUUAUUUUAAAAAAAGCAUAAAAAUCGGCUAUUAAAAUAUAAUUACCUUGAAUACGGAUAUAAAAAAUAUUAGUUACACUUAUAUGUCGGCACGUAGUUAAUUUUAACUACAUUUAGUUACUUGAAUACAUUUAUAUUUUUUAUUUAAUAAUAGAUAAGUUUGUUUUAGUUUUAUAUUUUUUUUUAGAGAUAAUAUAAUUUUCAUAUAUAUACAAACCAGCUUUGAAAUAACAACAUAUUAAGAAUGUAUUUAAGCUAUGUCCCUUUACUCUACUUGUAUCUGAUUAUAAGUUUUAAAGACAUGAAUAUAUGCAGUAAAUAAAUU
Messenger RNA from Teleopsis dalmanni, 4453 nucleotides. RefSeq names its product transcriptional regulator ATRX homolog. Gene Ontology annotation, cellular component: nucleus. Gene Ontology annotation, molecular function: ATP hydrolysis activity; ATP binding; ATP-dependent chromatin remodeler activity. Lineage: Eukaryota; Metazoa; Arthropoda; Insecta; Diptera; Diopsidae. The transcript is spliced from 4 exons. The coding region runs from base 365 to 4123 and encodes 1252 amino acids. The record is from RefSeq and is a predicted model, not a curated record.